Molecule: messenger RNA, 1829 nt
Organism: Linum tenue
Lineage: Eukaryota; Viridiplantae; Streptophyta; Magnoliopsida; Malpighiales; Linaceae
Source: the annotation of a GenBank genome assembly
AACAAAAAAGGAAAAAAUUCACAGGAAUGUCGUCAAGGCGAAGAAACCCGCCUUUGUUGCUUCUUAUCUUCCUUUCCGUGUCCAUUUCCUUUCUUUUCGUCUCCUCCUCUGCAGCUCCCGAAGCUGAAACUACGACGUUUCAUUUCCGAGCUCCUCGAUUUCAUGAUUUUUCGAGAGCCGGACAUGGCUUAGUGGCGCCAUUCGGCAUAAGACGCCAUCUCGCCGACGACAACUCGACGGAGGUCGGUGAUGGGAAUUCGACGACUUUUGUAUUGGCUGGAGAGAGGACUCGAAGGAAAGAUCCAUCGGAUAACUUGGAAAUUUACACUGGUGGAUUCAACAUCAGCAAUCUUCACUACUGGACUUCUGUGAGUGCUACAGCAGCUCCAUUCUUUCUCGUAGCUGGACUUUGGUUUGCAGUCUUUGGGAUAUCUCUAGCCUUAACCUGUCUAUGCUAUUGCUGUUGCCCUAGAGAGCCUUAUGGCUACUCUCGAACUUGCUACGCCAUCUCCCUCAUCUUCCUCGUCCUUUUCACCAUUGCAGCAAUUGCUGGAUGUGCUGUUCUGUAUACUGGACAAGGGAAGUUCAUAGGCAUAACAUCAGACACAUUGGAUUAUGUUGUGAGCCAGGCAGAUGUAACAGCCGAAAGCCUCAAGAACGUGUCGGGGUAUCUUGCUGCAGCCAAGUCGGUUGAUGUGGUCAAGAUUUACUUGCCUGCCGAUCUGCGGGGUACACUAGAUAACCUUGUGGCGAAGACCAACUCGUUCGGGAACACAUUGUCCAGCCGAACUCAGGAUAACAGGAGGAAGAUUAAGGAUGGGUUGAAUGGCGUGAGGUUGGCUCUUGUGAUCCUAGCAGCUGUUAUGCUUUGUUUGGCAUUUCUUGGCUCAUUAUCCUCCAUUUUUGGGAUGACUUGCCUUUUAUACUUCAGCCUGGUGAUUCUAGGAUGGAUCCUUGUUGCUGGCACAUUUAUCUUAUGUGGCGUCUUUCUUCUUCUCCAUAAUGUGGUGGCGGAUACAUGUGUUGCAAUGGACGAAUGGGUCCAGCACCCUACGGCCAAGACGUUCAUGGACGAUAUCCUCCCAUGUGUGGACAAUGCAAUUGCACACGAAACGUUGGUGCAAUCGAAGCAGGUCUCUUUCCAUCUCAUCAACUUGGUUGACAACUUCCUCGCCAAUUUCUCCAACCGCAACUUCCCCCCAGAACUCGGACCUCCUCUCAACUACAAUCAAUCUGGUCCGUUGGUUCCUCUUCUCUGCAACCCCUUCGACUCCGAUCUCACCGACAAGGACUGCGCUCCUGGUGAAGUCGGCUUCCAUAAUGCUACUGAGGCAUGGAAAUCCUAUGUGUGCCAAGUCUCGAGCGCCGGCACGUGCACAACGCCCGGCCGAAUGACUCCACAGCUGUACUCCCAUAUGGCGUCCGCCGUGAACGUGAGCUACGGACUUUACCGCUACGGACCGUUCCUGACGGAGCUACAAGACUGCACGUUCAUGAGAAGAACGUUCACUGACAUCAACACUUGGUACUGCCCCGAUCUCCGACGGUACACGCAGUGGAUCUACGUCGGGUUGGUGAUUGUCUCGGCCGCGGUGAUGCUGUCGCUAAUCUUCUGGGUGAUCUACGCCGGAGAGCGCCGCCACCGUGUCUACACCAAGCAGUUCAUGAUUGGUGGUGGAGAUCACAAUAGGCGUCUUGAUCAGUGGCGGAGUAAGGAAUUUUAUGUAGGGGUAUCCCUUUCAAAAAUUAAAUUUAAAAAAUUUAAAAUUUUUUAGAUAAGAUAAUGUCCGCCGAGUACAAGUUACUUACUAUAAAAGUUCACGAUAUGU